UGGUGUUUUUCUUUCAGGUUGAUGGAAAACUACACCUACAACAGUUUCACUCUGCAGCUGGAGGGGUUAAAUGUCUCAAAGGAUGCAUUCUAUCCAGUGUUUCUCUUACUCUUUUUCUCAUAUUUGUUCAUUCUUAUUGUUAAUAUUGGCAUUGCUCUUCUGGUUUGCUUUGAUAAGAACCUCCAUCAGCCCAUGUACCUGCUUUUCUGUAACCUGCCACUAAGUGAUUUACUUGGAAACUCUAUUCUGAUUCCUCGUAUUCUUGUGGACAUGUUGCGUCCUCCACCUGAACGUCUCAUCAGCUACUAUGAGUGUGUGGUUCAGGCUUUCAUUACACACACCAUCGGUACAACUGCCCACACUGUGCUCAUGAUUAUGGCCUUUGACAGAUAUGUUGCUAUCUGUAAUCCUCUGCAUUAUUCUGCACUAAUGACCAACAAAAUGGUGAUAAAGCUGACAGUUUUUGCCUGGGGGGUGGCCUUUGUUUUGGUGGGGAUUCUGCUUGGUCUGACCAUAAGACUGAGCAGGUGCAGAACAAUGAUCAUGAACCCCUUUUGUGACAAUGUCUCACUGUUUAAACUGUCCUGUGAGAGCGUUUUCAUUAAUAACUUGUAUGGUCUUACUUUUACUGUGGUUCUUUUCAUAGCUUCUAUUGGCAGCAUGGUUCUGACCUACACUAAGAUCACUGUGGUCUGUCUGACCAAUAAGAGUAAGUCUUUGAACAGGAAAGCCUUACAGACCUGCAGCACUCAUCUGGUGGUUUAUAUGAUCAUGGCGUUCAAUGGAUUCUCUAUCAUUACUCUGCAUCGCUUCCCCCAGUUAUCAUACUACAGAAAAAUCUGCUCCAUAAUGUUUCUCAUCAUCCCUGGUAGUCUCAACCCCAUUAUUUAUGGGGUGCAAUCGAAAGAGAUACAAAAAUAUUUUUCUAAAAUAUUCUGCCGUAAAGUUUCACCCUAA
This is a messenger RNA of Sphaeramia orbicularis (orbiculate cardinalfish), 957 nucleotides long. RefSeq names its product olfactory receptor 146-like. Gene Ontology annotation, cellular component: membrane. The transcript has a single exon. The coding region runs from base 22 to 957 and encodes 311 amino acids. Gene Ontology annotation, molecular function: odorant binding; G protein-coupled receptor activity; olfactory receptor activity. Gene Ontology annotation, biological process: G protein-coupled receptor signaling pathway; detection of chemical stimulus involved in sensory perception of smell. Lineage: Eukaryota; Metazoa; Chordata; Actinopteri; Kurtiformes; Apogonidae. The record is from RefSeq and is a predicted model, not a curated record.